AUGACCUUGCCCAUCCGUGGUCUGCAAUACCCUUCUGCCAGGCCUUUACUGUAUGGCGAACAUAUACACAUGGAAUACUUCCAAGCCGUUUGUGCUGGGGAAUUCUCUUUAUUCUUCGAGCUCCCCGGAUGGAGAAACAUCAUCCUCCGGGCCACUCUCGCCGAACCAGCAUUGCAUCAUGCUGCCUUAGCAAUCGGGGCCUUGACCAGCAGCCGUUACCAUCCUGGCAUAUGGCACACACCCCCGGCGAUCGCGUUCUCAAUUCGACAUUAUAGCGUGGCCAUUCGGGAUCUCCGCCGUCGGCUUGAUGGAUCUUCCCAAAGUCUAGAGCUUGCCGUCUUAACGAGCGUUGUCUUCAGCUAUAUCGAGUCUCUCCUAGAACUUGAUAGCCGGACCAAGAUGCAUAUCCAGGCUGGAUAUGCCAUACUUGAAGACCUCUACACGAGGCACGACAGGACAAUCGCUGUUUCUACUCAGGUUGGGUCGAACGGCCAGGUUGGCAAUAUAUCAACUAGAUAUAAUUUACUUGCCAGUGCCAUGUUUCAACUCACUGCUCAACUCAAUUGCUUAGGGAAAUUUCAGUCGAACAGCAACGAUUGA
Messenger RNA from Penicillium riverlandense, 600 nucleotides. RefSeq lists its product as uncharacterized. The transcript has a single exon. NCBI's taxonomy places the organism in Eukaryota, Fungi, Ascomycota, Eurotiomycetes, Eurotiales, Aspergillaceae. Bases 1 to 600 code for a protein of 199 amino acids. The record is from RefSeq and is a predicted model, not a curated record.